Molecule: messenger RNA, 2519 nt
Organism: Syngnathus typhle (broad-nosed pipefish)
Lineage: Eukaryota; Metazoa; Chordata; Actinopteri; Syngnathiformes; Syngnathidae
Gene: osr1
Product: odd-skipped related transcription factor 1
Exons: 2
Coding region: 1049-1960 (303 amino acids)
Biological process (GO): regulation of transcription by RNA polymerase II; urogenital system development; embryo development
Cellular component (GO): nucleus
Molecular function (GO): DNA-binding transcription factor activity, RNA polymerase II-specific; RNA polymerase II transcription regulatory region sequence-specific DNA binding
Source: RefSeq, a predicted model, not a curated record
CAUCCAUCCAUCCAUCCAUCCAUCCAUCCAUCCAUCCAUCCAUCCAUCCAUCCAUCCAUCCAUCCAUCCAUCCAUCCAUCCAUCCAUCCAUCCAUCCAUCCAUCCAUCCAUCCAUCCAUCCAUCCAUCCAUCCAUCCAUCUAUCCAUCCAUCUAUCCAUCCAUCUAUCCAUCUAUCUAUCCUCUAAUGACCUCAUGAGUAAAAGUCAAUUACUUCUGCGUCAUGAUCAGAAAGGGACGCACGGCAGGGGGCUCUUUCAGCUUCACUGCUCCUCAUUACAACUACUCCAGUCAUGAGCCAGUCUUCCACAUUCUUUUUCUUCUCAUUAGUAGUCUUGUUGUUAUCAGUACUAGCGAGACGUGCUUAACGAGGUAGCACUUUGACCUGAUGACACGCCGGUUGGCAUCAAUAUCAUUUCACUUUAAUCGGUCCCAAGCCAGCCUUGGAGAAGCUUUGCUCAACUUCACUAAGUUCUGCAGUCAACCCAAGUGCAAUAUGUUGUCAGAAUGAACAUUGGCUUGGAUUGUGUGCGCAGUGAACAGGGUAGCGGGAGUAGCUCGGGAGGGAGCCGCUCGGGAGCCGCUCGGGAGCCGCUCGGGAGCCGCUCGGGAGCCGCUCGGGAGCCGCUCGGGAGCCGCUCGGGAGCCGCUCGGGAGCCGCUCGGGAGCCGCUCGGGAGCCGCUCUGCUCUGCUCUGCUCUGCUCUGCUCGGCUCUGCUCUGCUCUGCUCGCUGUCAGUCAUAGGCUGAGUAAAAACAAAGACACAUUGUUGUCUUGUUAUUCCUGCUUAUCAAACGUGAUUUAACAGCUCACGGGCUCGUGUCGAAUGUUGCCAUUCUCUCAGACGGCUCCAGGCAUGUUUGCGGGAACAGGAAAGACACACGUGCACACACGCGCUCUUCUCCAUUUCUCUCGGACACAUUCCCGCCUGCCUGUCUUUGUGCUGCCAAUUGUUAUUCUUUACCAUUUGUCACAUGCAUUUCGUGUAAAUCAUGCUUUGAUUUUGACCACCAGGGUUGCUUGUAAAGUUGUGAUUAGGAUCAGGGAGGAAUGAGUCUCCUUGCAAAGGGAAUGAAAAGAACUGGAGCUAAUGGGCCAACGUGUUGUGUGUGGGUUCCAGAGCGCACCAUGGGAAGCAAGACUCUGGCAGCUCCUGUCCCUCUUCACCCAUGGCUGCAGCUGGCUAACUAUUCCCUUCUCCAGAGCUCCACGGGCCUUCAGCUCCCAACAGAGCACUUGCACAGCAGCAUCUACAGCUUCAGCGCCCUGCAUGCCGUUCAGCUUCACCAAUGGAGCCCGGGCUACCUGCCCGUGGCUUUGCCCCGCUGCGCCAAACUGCCUGUCCACCUCUCUUCUAUGGCCUCCAUCCCUCUCUUCCCUUAUCAGCUGCAGCCCAAGCAGGACUCGGCAGGUGGCACGCAGAGCUCAAAGAGCAAACCUCGCUUUGACUUUGCCAACCUGGCCACGGCGGCCACCCAGGAGGAUCAUCUGAAGGCGGAAGACCUGAGCAUGUCGGGGGUCGCCGCCGCCGCAGCCGCAGCCGCAGCCGCAGCCGCAGCCGCCGCCGCCGCUUCAUCCCACCACUCGGAGCCAAGUGGCCUCGGGUGCCUCCUGGAUGUGAGCAAGCUGGCUUACCCGGAGCGCAAGUCCGGUCGAGGCCGCUUGCCCUCCAAGACCAAAAAAGAGUUUGUGUGCAAAUUCUGCGGGCGCCAUUUCACCAAAUCCUACAAUCUGUUGAUCCACGAGAGGACGCACACGGACGAGAGGCCGUACACUUGCGACAUCUGCCACAAAGCCUUCAGAAGGCAGGACCACCUCCGAGACCACAGGUACAUUCAUUCCAAAGAAAAGCCCUUCAAGUGUCAGGAAUGUGGCAAAGGCUUCUGUCAGUCGCGGACACUGGCUGUCCACAAAACCUUACACAUGCAAGUCAAGGAACUCAAGCCAGCCAAGAUGAAAUGAUGUUUCAAGGAAGCAAGCAAGGAAGCAAGCAAGGAAGCAAGCAAGGAAGGAAGGAAGCAAGGAAGAAAACAAGGAAGAAAGCAAGGGACAGGACCAUGUGCACGCUUCACUAUGACCAAAUAGCAUAAUCAACCAAAGACUUGCUGGUAGGAGAUUCUUCCAUCCACAUGUGUGGGAACGCUGCUCUGCUCAAGGAUGAAGCCUUUCACCAGCAAUUUCUUACUAGAUACAAAAAGAAGCCUUUGUGAACAAGUCCAUGAAUAGUUAUGAGAGUUGUCUUAACAGAGACCCCAGCGGCUAUGUGGAAUGUGAAAUAGCAAUCCAAUUUCAAAAACGGCCGAAAGACAAGGUCCCGCCAUUUUCUUCUGCAAGGCAGGAUGAUCAAAGCCAUCUUAGCACAGUUGCCUCCAUUACAAUGGAACAUUCCAAUGUAUGUACAAAUGCAUGAUCAGAAAUGUAUUUUUGCACUUUAAUCUAAUGAUCGAUUUGUUGUUUUUCUUCUUCUAUAUAUCACUGGAUCUUAUUUUCAGAACAAAUAAUCAUUUUGGAAUAAAAUAUU